Messenger RNA from Pisolithus orientalis, 204 nucleotides. RefSeq lists its product as uncharacterized. Bases 1 to 204 code for a protein of 67 amino acids. NCBI's taxonomy places the organism in Eukaryota, Fungi, Basidiomycota, Agaricomycetes, Boletales, Pisolithaceae. The transcript has a single exon. The record is from RefSeq and is a predicted model, not a curated record.
AUGCAUUCAGGCCUCUUCCCUACCACCCCUUCUCAACCAUGCAUAGCAAUUUCUGUUGAAUUACUUGGAUUUUAUUGUGUGCUAUUUGAAUGUUCUUGCAACUCUAUCAAUUCCCUGGCUUCUGCACUCAAUACCCAUUAUGAGCACCAAGGUUUCUGCUUGACCACCCAAGAAGUGUGUGCUUGCCUUAUUAAAAUUGUCUAG